GUAAUGGAUUAACCCACUGCUGGUCAUGUCCGCAUGGGUGAAAACCGCUACCAUGACACUGCAGACGCAAUUAGAGAUUUGCGCGUAUUUUGCGGUUAUCAUAAAAAAUUUUCCCCACAAAAUCAUGGGUCUUAAAAGAAUGGGCCCUUUAUAAUUUAUGAUUUUUAAAGAUCAUUUUAAAGGUCCAAUCAUGGACAAAUCUCUAAUURCGAACAAAAACUAUAUGGAGCCACCUUAAAAGGAUGGAUUCUUCAAUGGUUCUUUAUGAUUUAUGAUUUUUAAUGAUAUCUUUAAAGGUUCAAGACAAAAUGAAAGAUCAUGGAUGGUAAAAAAUCAUUAACCAUGGACAUUUAGAGAGAUAUAAUAGAGAGCAGAACAAAGAACAAAAGAAAACACACAAAAGAAAACGACAGAAAAAUAGUCAUUUUUCUUACUCUUAUGAAGUAAAUAUGAAGGUGUUCUCUAACAAUCUACGCUACAUGCACCUUGACAAAACGUACUGCUUAUUAUCAGGUAAAAAUAUCCGUAUCGUCCUGGAACUAUUCCGUUUACUUGACAUCCAUGAUGAAAUGGCGCUGAAUGACGUCCAGUUUCUAGCYUUCAUGCGCGUAACGACCGACCUGAAUAAAAACCAGAUCUACAAAGUAUUCGACAUGCUCGAUGUCGACGGCUCAGGCUCCAUUGAUUUUGACGAGUUUUACCUUCUUAUCUGUAUCCUGAUUGCUGUGCAGGACAGGGAGGAAAAGCACUUCAUCUACCGUCAUUCUCGGACAGUUUUUGACCUUCUAGAUGAAGACAGUAGCGGAAACAUAUCGUCCUUUGAGUUUGAAACGUUCGGAUUUAUGUUUAACCUCGAGGGCAAAGCGAUAAGGGAAAUCUUUAAGGAUUUUGAUGUGUCCGGUGAUCAGGAACUUGAUUAUACAGAAUUCAAGAUGUUUGCCAUGGCUUGUAUAGAUCGAUGUGCUGAGAUAGAGAAUACCACAGGGCCUAAACGAUGUGCUAUUUGUAUUUCCAGGACUYGUGAUUCUUGCGCAAUUAUGUGAUUAGAGUAACACGCGGCAUAUACGACACUAAAAAAGAAAAACACACCAGUCGGUAUCAUAAACAUAAUAUAAAAACGAUAACUAGUUAUUAUUUUUUYCCAAUUACUUCGUAUACAUGUUUUAAUAAUGAAGGCAUGACGAUUCCGAAACAGGCUGGUUCUCACUAAAAUUGCGUUGUUCUUUACCUUGAAUUAUAAAGAAGAAUACAUUAAACAU
Actinia tenebrosa (Australian red waratah sea anemone) is the source of this 1259-nucleotide messenger RNA. Its product is annotated as EF-hand calcium-binding domain-containing protein 9. Gene Ontology annotation, cellular component: cytoplasm. The record is from RefSeq and is a predicted model, not a curated record. NCBI's taxonomy places the organism in Eukaryota, Metazoa, Cnidaria, Anthozoa, Actiniaria, Actiniidae. Gene Ontology annotation, molecular function: calcium ion sensor activity; calcium ion binding.